This is a messenger RNA of Biomphalaria glabrata, 1701 nucleotides long. RefSeq names its product baculoviral IAP repeat-containing protein 1f-like. Gene Ontology annotation, molecular function: cysteine-type endopeptidase inhibitor activity involved in apoptotic process; ubiquitin protein ligase activity. The coding region runs from base 99 to 1358 and encodes 419 amino acids. Gene Ontology annotation, biological process: regulation of cell cycle; positive regulation of protein ubiquitination; negative regulation of apoptotic process. The transcript has 5 exons. NCBI's taxonomy places the organism in Eukaryota, Metazoa, Mollusca, Gastropoda, Planorbidae. The record is from RefSeq and is a predicted model, not a curated record. Gene Ontology annotation, cellular component: cytoplasm; spindle microtubule; nucleus.
UGCAGCUGGAGACUUGUCAAGUAAAUCACACUCGAUUAACCUGCAUUCAAAGUUAGGUUAAAUAUUCUUAGACCAAGUGAAGUUGCUCUUUUUUUACGAUGGAGACUGUACCAAUUUAUCAAGUUCGUUUUAAUAGCACAUUUUGGUAUAAAACUGAUGGCGCAGUAGAGAUUUUUUUGGAAUGCUCAAAUUAUUUACCAGCAAUGAGCAUUUUAUUAAAUGCCGAGAGAUUGACGUUUUAUCAAAAUAACGCAACGAACUGUUUCUAUAAUACGGGUCUGGACCAUCAGAAUAUACAUCUAGAUAGUAAUGACGUCUUAGAAAUUCACCAGUUUCAAUUUCCUAACUGCCCAAGUUUUUCAGGAGAAACCUGUACAAAUGUACCAAGGGAAGGAACCAACUUUUAUGAAAUUAUUUCCGGCUUAUUAUCGGUACCAAACGUGAACUUUCUUGACGAGAAUCAAAAUCUUACUGCUGGAGCGACGGGUACAUCUAGAUUCGAUUACUCCUCAACAGAAUCGAAACAGUCACGUCUAGGUAAUCAUGGCAAUCAAGGUAUCGGAGAAGAGCGUAGGCCUGAAAUUCUAGUGGAAACACUAAGAGACUUUGACCAGUACUUUAAAAGAUGCAAUUCAUUUACGAACUGGCCUUUUGAUCAUCCAUUGAGUCCAAGUGAGCUGUCCAUGUCAGGAUUUUAUUAUCAAGGAACUGAUGAUUGUGUUAGCUGUUUUAAAUGUGGUGGAGGCAUACGUAACUGGGAAGAAGACGAUGACGUCUGGGUGGAACAUGCCAGGUGGUUUCCGAGAUGCAGCUACUUAUGUGGCAAAAUGGGACACGAAUUUGUCAAUACAGUGCAAGAUCUAUACCAGAAUAAUGAUCAGGUAAAACGAUAUAUGGUUCUCGAAAGACUAAAUGACCUUGAUGGCACUAUUUUCUCAGCCUAUGAAGAACAAAACUUGUGUCACUUUCACUUUGGCCAAUCAAGACGUCGAAGGGCGAUUGCUUGUAAAAAUGAACAUUGUCCUCUUAUGACAGAGAAACCAUUCUACCCUCAGUACAGUGAAUACAACGAGAGAUGCAAAACUAUGUCCUCCAAACGUAUGGCUCUUGCUGGAUACUUCUAUUAUUACCCCUGCCGAUCAUACGUCUGUUAUUACUGUGGAGACAUUCAACUUAUCUGUGACCAUACCGACAAUGUCCAGCUUGUCUUAAUGAAACACGCCAGGUCAUCCCCGUUCUGUGACUACAUUCGAAGUCGUUGCUUGUUAAGUGAACGUGCCAUUACUGUAGCACAAUACGUAAGUACUAAAAGCACAAUACGUAAGUACUAUUGCACUGUGAUUUAUAGAGAUGUGUAAUUUAAUCAAUAAUACAAUCGAGACAUAAGACAAAACUAUUCCUUAUACUGGAUGACAAGCGUUAGAACAGACACGCCCCUUCAAUAAAGUAGCCUAUUUCUUGUUGCAUUUAUUUGACCAUUAAAGUUUUAGAGAAUUAAUCAUUAACUAGUCGACCCGCGGCGUAGCAUACGCCGCUAUUUAGUGACGGAUGAACACUUCCUGAUAGACACAGUUGUCCAGAUCCAGAUGGGGUGGAGAGCGAGGAAGGCGCGGGUGCGGGCGGGAGGAGGGUUAGAGAGUCGUGCGUGCGUGCGUGGUGUUCUUAUUUCUUUUCAUCUACACUUUUUUUAAAAAUGGAAAC